This is a messenger RNA of Medioppia subpectinata, 321 nucleotides long. NCBI's taxonomy places the organism in Eukaryota, Metazoa, Arthropoda, Arachnida, Sarcoptiformes, Oppiidae. The record is from the annotation of a GenBank genome assembly.
AUGUUAUAUCACGACUUAAAUGGGAAUUCAGUAUCAUUGAAUGAUCUCCUCGUCGUCGGCAAUCUAUUGCUCAGUUCUGGACCGUCAUGUGCCGUAUCGACGCUCAUCCCAGGCAUUCCCAAUCAAACCGUUCACACAAUGAAAGGCACGUGUUAUUCGAGUCUAAUCUGUCGACAACAGGGAGGGGUUCCCAUUGGCAGAUGUGGUGUCAGUAAUGUUUGCUGUGUUUUCCCCCGUAGUUGUGGCGGAAUCGCUGCUCAAAACUCCACAUAUUUCACAAAUCCAGGCUUUCCUUCAGCUUAUAAUAACACAAAUACCUGU